Molecule: messenger RNA, 2883 nt
Organism: Halichondria panicea
Lineage: Eukaryota; Metazoa; Porifera; Demospongiae; Suberitida; Halichondriidae
Product: ubiquitin carboxyl-terminal hydrolase 20-like
Exons: 14
Coding region: 143-2644 (833 amino acids)
Biological process (GO): protein deubiquitination
Cellular component (GO): cytoplasm
Molecular function (GO): cysteine-type deubiquitinase activity
Source: RefSeq, a predicted model, not a curated record
CUGUUUUGAGGCAGGCUAGCUAGGCUAGGCAUAGAUAAAAGAGUUCUCUUCUGUUCAGUACGUCUAUGGUGUAGGGGAGCGAUUGUAUUUUAGUACGUUCCCCGAGUGAGUGUGUUGUGUGGUCCCUGAAAGUGAGCUGGCAAUGGAAAAGAUCACCAGGGCUUUGCCAGGCACUCCACUUCAACAUGCUAAGGCCAGUGGAUCUUCUGAGGACCCUCGCCAGACUAGCAGAACAAAGAGGGAAACUGUUUCAGGAUUAGUGGGUCUGGUGAACGUGGGCAACUCCUGCUACAUGAAUGCCACUCUACAGGCCCUCUCCAACUGCCCCCCAUUCCGUCAGUACUUCAUCGACUGUCACCCAGGCUCCACCCACAACCGAGCAGCUGACUGUCUCUCCAACAUGUUUAGGCAAAUGUGGACCUCUGAAAGACACCCUGGCCAUCUCUCCCCACGCAAAGUAUCCUCUGUAAUGAAGAACAAGAUAUUUAAAGGCGUUCUCCAACAAGACGCUCAAGAGUUUCUGCGUUGUCUCCUCUCACAGAUCCACGAGGAGAUAGGCCUCCUCAUCCCCGGUGACAUCAAGUGUGGGUGUGGUAAAAAGUCUUGUGACUGUUGCCAUAGAGACAGCAUGAUGUCGUGCAUUUCCCAUGACUCGAAUGUUUCCAAUGACUCAAGCUCCAAACUAGUGAGGUCUGCUUCAGGCUCUCCAGUCACUUUGAAACGAAAACCCUCUUCUUCACCUACCUUCAAUUUUAAGCGGAAGGGCUCGUACAGCAAGCUAAAGUGGGGCUCAAAAAGCUCUCUGGAAAAGGUUCACUUAUCCAGUCAGCAAGGUGACGUGGAGGGUGUGGCAGUGGGUGUGACCAACGACGGUAGUGUGCGUUGGGAGGAAGGAGAGGUGUUUCUAGUGGACCUGGACACUGGGCUAGUCACACUGCACAGCCUUAGAGUGAAGGGGACUAGUGGUCCAGAUCCAUCCUCUGACAAACCUCAGACAGAUACUGUGUCCAGCUCUGGACCCACCAAUCAAUCUGACACAGUUGUUGUGGAACAAGAACGAAAGGAAUCAAUGUCUGAUUGUCAGCAACUUGAGCCCAUUGUGGAGGUUAAAGGUCAGGACGAGGCCACUGCUGAUGGUAGCACAUGCGUGGAUCCUAGUGGCUCUGAGAGUGGAGGUGGUGUCGUGCUGAGGGAGAAACCAGCUGCAAAGAAAGUCGCAGAGAAGCCUCGUAUUGUCAGCAUUGUGAGUCAGGUGUUUGAGGGGGUCCUGGAGAGCAAGGUGACGUGUCUGUCUUGUAAGAAGGUCUCGGUCAUCCACGAGCCAUUCCACGAUCUCUCACUAUCCAUUCCUGGUCGCAAAGAGAUGAACAAGUUUAGUCGUAAACCAGAUGACAGCUGUGACGGUGGCGACCAAUCAGAGGAGAGCAGCAGGAACAACUUCAAGCAGGGUUUUUGCAGUGUGUUCAGUUACGUGAGCACGUUCACUCGUGACCUCUUUGUUGGACCCCCUACUGACCUCCAGGACUGUUUGAACGCUUUCUUUGAUGCCUGUGAACUCAAGGGAGACAACAAAUACUUCUGUACACACUGCAAGAGUUUCCAGAACAGCCGGAAGCAGACGAGUAUUAUCAAGCUGCCUGAUGUCUUGUGUAUUCACCUGAAGCGGUUCAAAUUCGACGCAUACUUCUCUACCAAGAUCAGUCGCAACAUCACGUUCCCUCUGACAGACCUGGAGAUGGGUGGCUACCUCAGGGAGGGCAAGGGUCGCAGGGAGAGGUACAAUCUGGACGCUGUCAUCAAUCACAUAGGAGGAGCCGGAGGUGGUCAUUACAUAGCGUUUGCUCGUAACGGUGGCAACAACAGCUGGUACGAGUUCAACGAUACCAAGGUUCGUCCAGUGUCCUCUGACACAGUGCAGCACACAGAGGGCUACGUCUUGUUCUACCGGAGGGUACCCCCUACAGACUCGUUUGCUGCCCAACCCGUGGACACUGUCACACUGCUGCCGAAACAAGGGACGACCCUUCCCUCCCCUGACGUGUGCUACCUCUCUAGACAUUGGCUGCACCUGGCCAAACACUGCUCUCACCCAGGUCCAAUCUUCCAGCACAAGUACGCCUGUCACCAUGGCAGUGUGGUACAUGACGAAGUGGCGCGCCAGUCCUCGAUGGCGGUGAGGAGAGAGGUGUGGGACCGGCUCCAGAGUAAAUACGGUGGAGGACCUCUUGUCAGUACACUGGACCCGUGCAUCCUGUGUCAGGAGAAAGACUUGUUUGUGAGCUGCCCCUACAAUUUGGAGCAGCUAAAUGCUAAGAGGAAUAGAGAAAAGGACAAAAUUCACCAGAUUCAACAGAUUGAGAAGACUUCAAACUCGAAGACUGAGCCCUUCUUGUUGAGUAUGGACUGGGUGAACAAGUGGAAGAGCUUCAUUCAGUGCAACACCCUAGAUGUGCUCCCUCCUGGACCUAUUGACAACACCCCUCUCCUGGAAUUGGGUGGGGCUGACCACACCUACAAAAUGGCCGACGCUGACUCGUAUCGAAAAAUGUCCUCUGCCACGUGGUCCUACUUCCAUCAGCACUAUGGAGGAGGCCCUGUCAUCACCACCUCGUUAACUGCACUCAACCCUGAGAGUACUGUGUAGUCACGAGUCUUGUUUUUUUUGUAUCUAUUGAAUUAUCUUAUGUUGUGUUUUGUGUUGCGUUGUUGCAAUGGGACAGUAUAAAUAAUGUUUAUAAUUAUACGUACAAGUGUGUUUAAUUAUAACUAAAAUGGUUUAUACUCAUCUCCUUAUUAUACAAGUACAACGUACUGCUUAUAAUAAAUUGUUAUCGUACGUGUUCUAUAGACUGUUAUUGCAAUAAAUUAUUGUUAUUAAUUGAA